CUAAACCAUCCGCAACUGCGCAAUGAUGUUCACGUUACCAAGUACAUGGUUCGCGUUUUUUCUAGUCGUUCAAAUACUUCAUAAUGUUUCUAGUGAUGUAAAUAUAAAAAAUGACAUAAAAAUUUUGAUGGGAUAUCCACCGGACUCGCUUUCUAAUUUUACCGAAUUGGCAACAAAGUAUGGGUACGUAUCCGAAGAACAUAUAGUAACGACUGAUGAUGGCUAUAUAUUGACUAUGUUUAGAAUAACCAAAGGAAGGAAUUGCAAUGGACCCAUAAGGAAGCCUCCAGUAGUUCUGAUGCACGGACUGCUCAUGAGUUCAGACUGCUACCUGGACGCCGGGCUCGACGCAGGCCUCGCCUACCUCAUAUCGGACCUCUGUUACGACCUCUGGGUCCCUAACAUGAGAGGGAAUUACUACUCCAAAAGACACAUCCAACUCGAUCCGGCAACAGAUAGGGAAUUCUGGGAUUUUUCCAACUUGGAGUUGGGAUACUACGACAUUCCCGCUUUCAUUGACUAUAUCCUCAGUAAAACCAAGUCUAGGAAACUCAACUAUAUUGGAUUCUCCCAGGGUUGCAGCACUUUCUUUAUAAUGAACGCCGAAAGACCCGAGUAUAACGACAAAAUUGGCGUAGCGAUCCUUCUAGAGCCGAGCUCGAGGCAAACAAACAUGAGGGCGCAGUUUUCCAGACUGGUGUUUACUGCUUACGCCGCCGCCCUGCCCGCGCUAUACCGCGCCGGCCAAUGCGAGGCGCUACCUCAGGGCGGGAUCGUGCAGCAAGUCGCGGCGUUCAUCUGUAAGGACUAUAUCGCGGCGAACACUCUGUGCAGGGUUGCGACGUCAUUGAUCGACUCCUCUCACCCAGGCUCCGUGGAGACGCAAACUAUGCGUGUGCUCUUUGGUCACUUCCCCGCGGGCACGUCCACAAAAAACCUCGCUUGGUACGGUCAGGGCCUUAAAACUGACACAUUUCAGAAUUUUGACUACGGCGUUGAUGAAAACUUGCAAUUCUACGGCAGUGUCAAACCUCCUCCUUACAAUCUCAGUCAGGUAACAGCGCCCGUUGUAAUUAUUAACGGGAACAAUGACGGUCUAGUGACGCCAGACGACGUCGACUGGCUGACCAGCAAACUGCCAAACGUGCUGGAGCACUUCGUAGUGCAGGAUCAGCUCUGGAAUCACCUUGAUGUGGCAUAUAGUCAAUAUACCAGUAAAAGCAUAUUACCUAAGAUAUCGCAAUAUUUGCGAAGUUAUAGCACAUAG
Messenger RNA from Papilio machaon (common yellow swallowtail), 1267 nucleotides. Its product is annotated as lipase 3. Gene Ontology annotation, molecular function: hydrolase activity, acting on ester bonds. Gene Ontology annotation, biological process: lipid metabolic process. The record is from RefSeq and is a predicted model, not a curated record. The coding region runs from base 23 to 1267 and encodes 414 amino acids. The transcript has a single exon. Lineage: Eukaryota; Metazoa; Arthropoda; Insecta; Lepidoptera; Papilionidae.